GGAUUAAAAAAAAAGCCUCCUGAACUCAUGGCUCUGCCUAGUCUUCUUUGUCCUUGUCUUACACCCCUUUUUGCUGAUUCUUUCACUUGUAAAUAUUGUAUGGCCGGCCUUCCCCUUCUGUAUUUAUUUUUGAAAACCUAACCGAAAACUAAUCUGGUAUGAGUUGAAAGUUAAAUAUCAGAUUAUAGAAAAUCCGAGGCACACAAAGAAAAAAACCCAAAGCUUGGACUUGGGACAACCCCACUUUAAAAUAGUGUGUGUAUAUAUAUAUUUAUACACCUUAGUUCUUUCAUGUUUUCUAUAGCUAUUCUGAUAUGGGGCUCCUUAGCUUUACUUUGUUGAUCCUUGGUUUGUUUCAGCUUGUUUCUGCACAACAAAACACUGAUCCAAAUGAAGUGGCUGCCCUUAGAACGCUCAUAAAUUACUGGAACUUGGGAAGUAAGAUAAAUCUAACCAUUGACCCUUGCAACCAAAAUGCAUCAUGGACCUCUGAGGAUUCAAAUCCUCGUGUUGCUUGUGACUGCUCCAGCAAUAUUUGUCACAUCACUCAUUUGAAGAUUUAUGCUUUGGAUAUCAAAGGUGAGAUACCCAAAGAACUGUUUGAGCUUAAGGAGCUGAUGGACUUGAACCUCGGUCAGAACGUGUUAAACGGUUCCAUUCCGGCUGAAAUCGGACAACUAUCGAAGAUGCAAUACCUAAGCUUAGGCAUAAACAAUCUAACAGGUGCAGUGCCCCCAGAGCUUGGCAAUUUAAGCCAAUUACAUUCCCUGAGUUUUAGCUCCAACAACUUCUUUGGACCAUUACCCAAAGAGCUUGGAAAUUUGACAUCGUUGCAACAGCUGUAUAUUGAUAGCAGUGGAGUGAGUGGAUCAAUACCUGAAGAGUUUGCAAAUUUGAAAUCCCUUCAGAUUCUCUGGGCUUCUGAUAAUCGUUUAACUGGGAAACUGCCUGAAUAUUUUGGUACCUUCACAGAAUUCAGAGACAUGCGACUUCAAGGAACAUCUGUUGAAGGUCCGAUCCCGAGCAGCUUUUCGGCUCUAACGAAAUUGGAAGAUCUGAGAAUUGGUGAUCUAAGAGGGGAAGCUUCAUCUCUUGAUUUUUUGGAUAGCCAAACAAGUUUGUCCACACUAUCUUUGAGAAAUUGUCAACUGUCGGGACAAAUUCCAGAACGUAUUGGCAAAUUCACCAACUUGAAAUACCUGGACCUUAGUUUCAACAAGUUGACAGGCCAAAUACCUACCUCUUUCCGGGGAUUCUCUUCAUUGCAGUUCUUGUAUCUUGGAAACAACAACUUGAGUGGGGAGUUGCCUGAAGACAUUAUAACUCCAGAGCUCAUUGCACUAGAUGUUUCAUUCAAUCCCCUUUCCGGAAAUUUACCAACACAAUUCGCUAAGACGAAAUCAAUCAAUGUUGUUGGAACCUCUAUCAAUGCAAAUGGAUUACAGGACAACAAGGUUUCUGGGAUGUUGAACUGCAUCCAAGGCAAAACCAAGUGCAAAAACAAGGGCUCAUCCACUUCAUUUUCUAUCAAGUGUGGAGGCACUGCUCAAAAGUCUGCAUCUGGAAUUGAAUUUGACGACGACUCCGAAGCACUCGGAGCUGCCGCAUUGUAUACAAGCACGGACGAACAAUGGGCAGUAAGCAAUGCUGGAAAUUUCAUUUCGAACCCAAAGGGAAAUAGAUAUGUUGCAAUGACAGAUUCUCAGAUAACAGAAACUUUAGAAUCAGAGCUGUAUAAGACCUCAAGGAUCUCACCUAGUUCCUUGAGGUACUAUGGCCUUAAUCUAAAGAAUGGAAAAUACAGUGUUGAGCUUCAUUUUGCAGAGAUAGAAAUGGAGGACUCUUCGUCCUGGAACGGUCUUGGGAGACGCUUAUUUGAUGUUUACAUUCAGGGUGAGAAAGUUCUUGAAGAUUUCAAUAUCCAAAAAGAGGCUGGUGGAUCCAAAAAAGCCUUGGUAAAAACAUUUGAGGCAAAUGUGACCAACGCAAUCAUGGAAAUUCACUUCUUCUGGGCAGGAAAAGGCACUUGCUGUAUUCCAUAUCAAAGCACAUAUGGUCCCUUAGUAUCAGCAAUCCAUGCAUCUCAAGUAUCUGAAGCUGCGGAUGCCUCUUCAAGCCGCAAACAUGUUGGACGAAUAGCCGGAAUAGUAAUCGGAGCUGUCGCCGGUGUUGUGAUACUGUCUUCUGUAUUCUACUUAUGGUGGAAGAAGGAUCCACAGGGUCAUAUGAGAAUUUUCACAGACUCACCAAGGAAACCAUUAAAAUAGUUCCAUUGUAUACAUAAAUGAACCAUGUCCGUAUACAUAUAUGGACGGUUGAAAACUAUAAUGUAAAGGCAUUUUGCUUGAUGUGGGUAUCUCAAGGUGGGAUCAUAUAUUAAAUUAUGUAAUCGCUAUCUUUCGCUUGCUUAGCCCCACUAUUGUGUAAUUUUAUGAAUAAAAAGUUGGGGUUUCUAGUGGCUUUCGCAUUA
Molecule: messenger RNA, 2470 nt
Organism: Gossypium raimondii (Peruvian cotton)
Lineage: Eukaryota; Viridiplantae; Streptophyta; Magnoliopsida; Malvales; Malvaceae
Product: probable LRR receptor-like serine/threonine-protein kinase At1g56130
Exons: 19
Coding region: 315-2267 (650 amino acids)
Molecular function (GO): protein binding
Source: RefSeq, a predicted model, not a curated record